AAACCACAGGGAUUCAGUCAGAAGCUACAGACGUACUGAGAGCUGAACACACAGAGACUGUUAAAGACACCUUCCUGUUUGGUUUCCUGCAGACAGAGGGGGGGAAGGGGGAGAAGCGAGGGCAGGCUGGCUCUUCGACCUACCCUGGAAAAGUUCGAUCUGCGUCCAGCUUGGCACAACACGGCACGGCACGUCUAAACUGACAAUGGAAACACAAAUGCCAAGAGUGACAUUAGAGAGAGGGCACUGGUCCACUUCCUUAAUGUGAGUCGACGGAAGACAUAAAAAGAGAUGGCGACCAGCUCAGUGUGUAACUACAGCAUGAAGCAGCUUCCUGUUUCCUGCUUUCAGUCCGUCUCAUGAUCUUUGUGAUCGAGUGAGGACUGUAAAACCUUUGGGCAGCUCCAACAUCAGUACAGUGAGACACCAGAGCAGAGACAGAUGAGCAGGAUCGAGCUGAAACUCUCACGUCUCUGUUUACAAGAAGACAAAGUGCCAACACCUGACUCAUUUUCCACAGAGCUCUCAGUUCACAUCAUCAGGUUUCACUGCCGUGGUCAGCCGAAACAAACUGCAUGCUGGGACACCGUACAUGUUGAGCUGACCCUCCUGAGCUCGUCUGUUCAUCUAGUCGCUGAGUGGUUCCAGCCGGAAUGCCUCGAUGGAAAGGGUUCUUCAGUCAUUACCUGCGAUGGUCCAACACCGUCACUCAAGCCCUCGUCCUGUCCGUCGUCACGUUUUGCCUCGCCCUCCCUCUGUGCUGCCAUCGGCUGCUGUACUCUUACUUCUUCAUCAGGUCCAUGUACCUGGACUCCAUGAGUGAGGAGGUCCUGCAGGAAAGCCUCGCCCGAGGCCAGGAUGCACUGCGCUUCUGGCAGAGCGCUUCCACUGCGGCAGCAGUGUCUUCCAGAUUCACUGACAUUGCCCAGCAUCCUGAGCUGCUGGUUACCGUGGUAACAACCAGGCGGAAUGAGGGACGGGACUUCCACUACCUGCUCCAGGUGAUGCGGCAGCUGAGCAGGAUUCUGGGAAGCUGUGGGGAGCGGCGGUGUGCGGAGGUAUUGGUUUGCGAUGUGGAAAGCGGGCCACAGGAAAACCAGGAUGCCAAGAUGCUGGAGGGGCACUUCAGGGUGAUCCGACGUUCCCCUCUGGAGCAGCAGAGGAACAGGGAACGAAUCAACACCUUUGAGAGGGAGAAGAGGGAUUACGUCUUCUGUCUCCGCAAGGGAUGGGAGCUGGUGAAGCCCAAGAACAUGGUUGUCCUGGAGGAUGAUGCUUUGCCGAUACGGGACUUUUUCGCAGUCGUGAAGGACCUGCUGUCCCGUCGCUUCGCCUUCCAGACUCUUUACAUUAAGCUGUAUCACCCUGAAAGGCUGCAGCGCUACUGGAACCCUGAGCCUUACCGCAUCUUGGAGUGGGUGGGACUCGGGCUGGUUGGAGCAAUGGCCCUCCUCCUCACCCUCCCUUACUGGAACCCCUGCUCUUUCUCCUUCACACUGUCGGCCAGCCAUUUCCUCUUCUUCACUCUCUACUUCAUGGCUGCCACAGAGCUGCUGGGGCGCCACUACCUCCUGGAGGUGCGAAGACUAACCCCGCAGCUCUACGCUGUCUCCCCAGCCACAGAGUGCUGCACCCCUGCCAUGCUCUUCCCCGGCAACGCCUCGCUCAGGGUUGCAGAGUAUCUGGACGGCUCAUUCUGUGUCAAGGGGAACGCGAAAGACAUGGUCAUGUAUCAGAUGGCAAGGAUGAUCCCAGGAGAAAGGUCUCACAGCGUGGAACCCAACCUCAUCACCCACAUCGGGGCGUAUUCGUCGGUCAGGGCCAACCCACCCAGGCCCAAACUCCUCUGACAGGGAGGACACUCAAUGCAACAAGGCUGGAUUUAAUCAGGUUCCUCCUCACCCAGUUUCCUGUCUGCCGUGUCACCUGCCGGACUCUUCACACAGUUGAAGACGUCGCUCAGAGAGUACUGGUUUGGUGAUUUGCAGGUGAUUAAUUGUCAAAGCAUCAGGUUGAAAACAGACAGUUGAAAAGUAUUUGUAGAUCUGAAGGUUGCAGUUCACAAGUGUUUUAACCAUGUUUUUCAGUCGUCUGUCUCCCGGACGUCUGACAGCACAGAAACACUUUUGAUUUUAUCAAUACAGCUGAAUAACAGCUCACAUUUUACUGCGUGUAACAACGACCUGAAGAAUUUAUGCUUCAGGUCUGUCUUCUUUUGGUUCACACACGGAAGUACAGUGAUUGUGUGUUGGGCCAAGAGCCAAAAUAUGGGUAACCACCGCCCCACUCAGACACAGUACCUGAACACACCAUGUGUGACACUGAAGCUGCCGAAGGUUUACUGUACGGUGAGUGUGAAAUGCUGUUAAACCACUUUUAGGUAAAAUGAUAAAAAUCUCACUUUUCAACGGGUGUUAGUUUGAUGGUGUUGAAUGGAAGUUGGACACCAGCGAAUCGCACAAACCACUCUGAACUGUGUGUUCAGUUUGGGAUCAAAUCAUCGCUGCUGGAAAAAAAAUAGUUUUGCUGACUUUCAGGUUUGUUAUUCAGCUGAGGGGUUUAUAUUUUUCUCUACUGCUGUGGUGAAUCUACUGCCCGGGGUCAUCAGACUGUUUAUUAAAAAAGAUAAAUCAGAUGCUGUCAGUUUCCACCAUGAUCAUAUGUUCAUGGAUAGUGGUGACUUAAAGGAUUGUUCACUGCUUGUUCACCCAGACCUUAUUAAAGGGACACUUUGCAGAUUUUCAGCCUGGCUUGUGUCGCCGCGGUGCAGAGCUCUGAUUCUCUGCCUGAGCUCGAUUGGGCCCGACCCGACCCGCCAUCACAUCCUCACUGUGACCUCGUCACAUAUUGACGUUUUGGUCAUGGACUUUCCAUGU
Messenger RNA from Epinephelus lanceolatus (giant grouper), 2876 nucleotides. It is a transcript of the gene pgap4, whose product is annotated as post-GPI attachment to proteins GalNAc transferase 4. The record is from RefSeq and is a predicted model, not a curated record. Gene Ontology annotation, cellular component: Golgi membrane. Gene Ontology annotation, biological process: GPI anchor biosynthetic process. NCBI's taxonomy places the organism in Eukaryota, Metazoa, Chordata, Actinopteri, Perciformes, Serranidae. Gene Ontology annotation, molecular function: glycosyltransferase activity.